GGGGUAUGGUAUUCACUGUUCAACGCCACCUUUGACCAGCUUCGUAUUGAUAUCAUCACUUUGCAACCUUUUGGAAACUCGUGUCGUCUUGACCUCACAAGUGAACAAUUUUACACACACAAGUACCAUCAACCAAGACAGCGCAAUGGCUAAGCCGGGCGCUCACGGGUGCGAGUGAGUACUUGUCCACCAUCAAUCCGCACAGUAGACGCUCGCAAAGCUCACAAGGCCACCCAGCUUGCGCGAACUCGCACUGCACAUUCUGAUGCACGGCCCGGAGAAGACCGAGCGCACACCUAAAAGAGUCCGCGUCGUCCAUAAUCAUGCCUUCAUUGCUGAUGCCACGGAUGCGCUGCUCGUCUGGGAGCACCCAUACUAUCCGCAGUACUACCUCGCCGAAGGAAAGCUCCAGAACUGCACGCUGUUCAACAAACAAGACAUAUCGUACAAUGGAAAGGUUCUCGCCUCUGUCUGUGAGCUGACCGUGGCGGCCCACGAUGGUCUGGAUCAAGUCACGACGGACCGCGUGCUGCGCUUCCACAACAACACAGCCAAUGGUGCUCUGGCAGGUAGGGUCCGACUCGAGUUCGGCAGCAUGGAUCAGUGGCUCGAGGAGGACAUGCCGAUACACGUCCACCCCAAAGACCCCUACAAGCGUGUCGACGUUCUGCCCUCCCAGCGGCCCAUGGAGAUAAAGGUUUCCGGCAAGACAGUGGCCAAGACAAACUGGGCAAUGCACCUCUAUGAAACGGCCCUGCCCGUGCGAUACUACAUGCCGCUCAGUAGCGUCGAUCAAUCCGUGCUGCGCAAGAGCUCUCUGACGACAAAGUGCCCGUACAAGGGGGAGGCGGAGUACUACGACUUGGUCGUUGACGGAAAGACGCACGAGGGUCUUGUGUGGUAUUAUCGACACCCGGUGCCCGAAUGCGCCUCGAUUGCCGAGCUCGUCUGCUUCUACAAUGAGAAGGUAGACGUCUAUCUUGGUGGAUAUCUCCAGCGCCGCCCACAAUGAGGGCCACCCUUUCUAAUCUAGGGUCCGUUGAUGUCGCAUAGGUUUGACGUCGAUAAGCCAAAGGAGCAUGGGUUGCCAUU
Molecule: messenger RNA, 1092 nt
Organism: Emericellopsis atlantica
Lineage: Eukaryota; Fungi; Ascomycota; Sordariomycetes; Hypocreales; Bionectriaceae
Exons: 2
Coding region: 266-1012 (248 amino acids)
Source: RefSeq, a predicted model, not a curated record